Lolium rigidum is the source of this 1193-nucleotide messenger RNA. RefSeq lists its product as uncharacterized. The coding region runs from base 44 to 388 and encodes 114 amino acids. The transcript is spliced from 3 exons. The record is from RefSeq and is a predicted model, not a curated record. Lineage: Eukaryota; Viridiplantae; Streptophyta; Magnoliopsida; Poales; Poaceae.
CUUCUUCUUGUUCGCCGCCGGGAGAGAGACGGACUGCGCAGCCAUGGAUUUCCCACUGGAUCCGGUUAGCAGCCUGCCCGUAUACGAUGCGUCCCCGGCUGAGGCAGCACUGGGGAGUUUGCAAGGCAGGGAUUGCGUCAGUAGCAACGCAGGCCCGGCGGCGGCGGGUGUGACCGUGCUGGGGGACCUCGUGGAGGGGACGAGUGUGGGCGAUCUUGCAAGCGGACUGGAUGGCGCGGAUGGCCCUGUGCCUGCAGAUUCCGCGGAGUCAACCGGACAGGGCAAUCCUCAGUCGCCUGGCUGGACGAAGAGGUCUGUGUCGGGCGUGCACCACCAGAUAAAACUCAGCGGCAAAGCGCAUUGGAGAAAUCGGUCAGAUGUUUCGUAGAAAAGUCAUUGAUCCCUGCCUGGGUACAACUUUUGACUCGAUAGGCGAGGCAUAAGAUUUCUACAAUCUUUAUUCCUGGGAACAUGGAUAUGGGAUCAUGUACGGAAAGAGCCGGUUAAAUAAUUUGGAGAAGACGAAAUGCAUACAGGAUAUAGUCUGUGGGUGCUCGGUGAGUAUAUAUAUCGACCACUGUGAAUUUGAUGCUUGUUUUUUUCUCUAUUAGAAAAAUCCGUGAUGUACAUUUGACUAUUUGUAUCCUGCUAUAGGGGAAGCCAACAGGCGAAAAUACUAGGUCUUGUCGUUGUGAAUGCCCUGCGAUGAUUCGGCUGUUGAGAUCUGCAGACAACGGUUGGUAUAUCGCUGAACAUCGGGUGAAUCACAGCCAUGUGCUGACAAAGACGUGCGGUGAGACAGCAUUCUGGCGUUUCCAAAAUGAUCCAGGGGGAACCGCAAUAUGCUUAUCUAUUUUUAGGGAAAGGUAUGAAUCAUGGGGGAGGCUAAUUUACUGAUUGUGCAACAGAACCGCAAUAUGCCUAUCUAUGCGCCUUAUCCAGCUGAGGCAACAGUGCUGAAUCUGCAAGGGGAGGACUCGGUCAGCAGCAACGCUGGUCCGGUGGUGGCAGGUGUGGCCUUGCUUGGGAACCUGGUGGACAGGAAUGGUGUGGGCAAUGGAGCUGCAUGGCUGGCCUGGAGGUACCAUUGGCCGCUGAUUCCGCGGAAUCAACUCGGCAGGACAAUCAACAAACGCCGGGUUCUGAAUAAUUGUGUAGUUGUGUGGACCAUGUUCUGAAAUGUUAGGACAAUC